AUGGUGGCCCUAGAUCCAAAAGAGCAGAGGAAAGUUCCGAUUUUCCUCAAAAGAAGUCCAGGAUCGACAUCAUCGACAAGUGAUGAUAAUUGCGUGUCAUGUGGUGAUGCACCAAAAUGUCCUACAUGCAAGGAUGAUGAACAGUGUGUGAUGACAACGCAAACUUGUGAUGUCUGUCCAAAGACAUAUUGCACAAAGUUAACAUCAACUCUAAACUCAUCAAAAAAUUCUGGGCUUAGUGGGGCGAAAAUAAGCGGAAUAGCAAUUGGAUCAUUAGUGUUUGCAGUUCUAUUGAUAGCAGGUGCUGGCUACCUCAUAUACACCAAAUGGUGGUUAAAGAAACAUCCAGAUUCAACCCUUUUUGGAAUGCGGUUUGGAUAUAGGAAUAAGGAACAGGAUGAUCAAGAUCCAUUGGAUGGAGACGAGCUUGGUGAUGACUGGGAGGACAAGAAGCAAAGCAGAAGGAUGUCACAAAUAAGUUCUUCAAGAAGUUCUGUCAUGACUAAGGCAUCAAACGUGUUAAAUGUUGCAUACAUUCCAGGUGUUAAAAUCAGUGCUGGACGUGGAAGGAGAAUUCCGCAUUCUACGAGAGCAGCUAGUGUCUUUUCUAAAGAUACACUUUUAAGCAGCAUUGAUGAAGCUUCUGUUCAUGCCGGUCAAGUGGCAUCCAAAGGUAUACAUCCACAAUUAAUCAAAGUUACCCAGCCUGAAAUUACAACAGAUGAGACUGCAUCAACUGAGAAGAGCCUAUUGGGUGAAAACAGCAUGAAGACUAACUUGCAGCAGGAGGUGAUUCAGGAAGAGGAAGAGGAAGAAGAGGAGGAAGAUAAAAAGGCAGCAAGUAUUAAAGUGAAUAAAAGCAGUAAGCCGGCCUCAAUAUUUACAUCAGGGAAAGUUUCCGAUAAAAUAAACCUAGACAAGACUCCAUUUGGAGCGUUAGUGUUGAAAAAGAAAUCGGAACCCCUGGCGUCUGAUUCAGAGUCAGAUACAGAUUCAGAUCUUCUUGAUUCUGAUACUGAGAGUAUACAGAAAAUCAAUGAAGAAUUUCAGAGAAAGAAGGAAGAGGCACUUAGCAGGUCUGGAACAAUGAAGAAAAGGGGACUUAAUAUCCCGGUUCGAAUUGUAUCAGUAGGUGAAGCCGAAACGGUCAAUGAAGAGGAAAAAAAGGAAGGAUCAGGAUCGAAUGGAAUCUUGCUAGAGUUGGAUAUUGAUGACAGCAAGACGGACAAUGCGGUUACUGCCACUGACAAGGAUGUUGCAAAAAAAGAGAAAAAGGCAGAUGAAGAAACAGUAGAAAAGUCAGCAGGCAAAGAUGGUGAAAGAGAAGAAAAGACACAGAAGAGUCCGGAAAAUGGUAAGAACGGGUUGAAGUCAUUAGAUCCAUUCAAAACACCAUUUGAUUAG
Messenger RNA from Brettanomyces bruxellensis, 1404 nucleotides. RefSeq lists its product as uncharacterized. The transcript has a single exon. Bases 1 to 1404 code for a protein of 467 amino acids. The record is from RefSeq and is a predicted model, not a curated record. Lineage: Eukaryota; Fungi; Ascomycota; Pichiomycetes; Pichiales; Pichiaceae.